CGCCACGUGAUUGGUCGUCUGAAAUGACAACAAACUACGUGUGUGUUCAUAAACAUUACGCGUACGAGAAUUAUCGUGAGGAAAAAUUGCCGGAGUCCGGAUCACAAAACCGUGUAGAAUUUGGCUAAAAAAGGGGAAACACCAGCUGUGUAGUCGGCUACAAAACACUCUAGCUGUAGCUGAUCCUGUCUAACCAAUCCGGGGACUGUCACGUGGCUGCAGUAUGUCCUACCCCUGUAUCCUGCAAGCCCAACCACCACACAAACCACACUACAUCACACAGCAGCAGCAUUCCCAGCAGCAGCAGCAGCAGCAGCAACCGAUUCCUGGCAAACAGGAGGCUAUUGAGAUGCGUCCAACGGCAGGUUUCAUACUCUUACCCCAGGAUCCACCCAUGCAGCCCAGCAGAGUGAACCACCAGAUGGAGACAGCCAUGUCAAAUGGUAUGGCCAUGCGCCCGGCCCCAGACUACAACAACCCACCCACCUAUGCCCUGGAGGAUAGCAACCGUAGGUCCCAGCUUCCUUAUUCACACCACAACCACAACUACGAGGAGCUACCCUUCCCACCCCAGCCCACAGAGUCCAGCACGGAUGACGUGGUGCUGAUGGAGGGGAAGGAGAGCUUCCAACGGCAGGGCUCACACACCGAGGUGGACCAGUACUUCAACCCGCCGCCUCUGCCGGUUCACUCCAUCUCCAGCACGCCGCUGACUAUCACUGAACCUGCUGAGAAGAAACCAAGAAAGAAAGUCAACCCAAUCUAUGAUCGCUAUGAGGGUCCCAUGGAGAAGAUCACCACGAGCAAGGAGGGGUACCAGAGGAGUGGCCCCAAGGCCCCUUCCUCCUCCAAGGGUCAAGGCCGUAGUUUCCCUGUUAGAUGUUUGCGUCAUCCCAUCACCACUGUCUUCAUCUUUGUCUUAGUCGCUGUGGUCAUCAUCGCUGUGGUGCUCAUCAUGUUAGGCAAAAUAGAGACGCCAGCUUCCAAUGGCUCGUCAGACACGCAGGUGCGGCCCAAAGUCACGGAUCCCCCUGCCACAACUCCGGGGUCGGAUGGCUCAGUCCCUGAUGAGUUGCUGAGAAUGAUACAGCAACAACAAAGCUUGAUUUUGGACUUGCAAGCAAGAAUUGGUACACUAGAGACCAUGCUUGGUGGGGGAAGUGAAGUCAAUGCGUCACUGAGUACCAAAGUAGCCUUGAAUACAAUAAAGAUUGAUGGUUUAGAAAGCAGGGUCAUUACUCUGGACGGUCCCACGGGAACAGUUGCUUUGCUCCAGGCUACCCAGUCUAAUACCAUCAAUAGUUUGGAGGCCACCAAGGGAAGAACAACCUCUUUAGAAAAUAGCACCAGGCAGCUAGACAUACAGAUGAGGAGCCUUACGGCCUUGGUUGCUGGACAGGGCAUGCGCAUCACUACCAAUGAGAACACAAACACAGGACAAAGCACAGCUAUCAGCACUGCGGAGCAAGAAAUAUCCAACCUCCGGCAAAAGUUUGACCUGGACCUGUCACAGGUGAACCGCACCAUUUACGGCGAGCUGGACACCAUCAGCAAGAUGCAAGGCCCUCGGGGGUUGAACGGGACGGACGGGGCGCCGGGACAGCAAGGCCCACCAGGCCAGCCGGGGGCAGGAGACCUCUCCAUGUGUGAUCACCAGGAAUUCUCUACCUCAACUGACACUUCUGUAGGUGCCACCUUCAGCCGGCUGGUCACUACACCAUCGGAUAAGAUCAUCACUGGAGUAGCGUGUGCAACCACUGGUGGAACUUUAGCCAACUUGAUGGUGGACACAACAGGCUCAGCCAUCACUUAUCGUUGUAGGUGUUCGGGAGAUGAUGGCAGUGCACAAAGAGUUUGCUAUAUUCACUACUGGCAGUGCCCAAAGACAAGCUAGACAAGAACAAGACUUUUUUUUAUGGGGUAAAAAUGUAUAUAUUUUUAAGCAAUUUUUAUAUGAUGUUUUUUUCUUUAAAAAGUAAUUUUAUAAUAAAAUUUUAAUCUGAAUCGAAUGAAUUGAAGAAUUUAAGUCAAGUUUCAUCCUGUAGGGAAAAAAAAACAGAGGAAAAAAAAAAAAAAAAA
Molecule: messenger RNA, 2079 nt
Organism: Patiria miniata (bat star)
Lineage: Eukaryota; Metazoa; Echinodermata; Asteroidea; Valvatida; Asterinidae
Exons: 11
Coding region: 224-1894 (556 amino acids)
Source: RefSeq, a predicted model, not a curated record